Insectozyma verbasci is the source of this 684-nucleotide messenger RNA. Lineage: Eukaryota; Fungi; Ascomycota; Pichiomycetes; Serinales; Debaryomycetaceae. The record is from the annotation of a GenBank genome assembly.
AUGUUAAUAGAAGAAAUACCGAAAGGUUCAAAUGUUAAUAGUUCAACUAUAUAUUUUACUUCAUCGAUAAAUCUAAGUGCUAGAUCUAUUAAACAAAAUGAUGAUGGUGAAUCAAUAAAAAAAAAUAGAACCAAAGUUAAUUAUAAUUUAACUUCUUUAAUGAAUGCUCAAACAAAUAUAAAUCAAAAUGAUUCAAUAAAUAAUGGGCAAUUAAAAUCAUCUCAACAAAUACAAUUAGAAAGAUUAGUUUCUAAAAGAUUAAGUGAAUUAGAUUCAACAACCAAAUCUUUUGAAUUACCUAAAAAUUUUCAAUAUACUUCUAUCCAUUCAACUGGUGGUGGUGGUAAUGAUAAAUCAUCAUCAAAAAAAUCAAGAUUAGGAAAUACACCGAGUACUAAGAAAAUUUUAGCAGCUAAAAGAAAUUUAAAUUCAUAUUUUGAAGAAGAAAGAAAUUUAAUAUCAAUAAAUACUAUAUUGGGUUUAAAUUAUCAAUUUGUUGAUUUUACUGAUUUGAAUAAAAAUAAAAAUAAAAAUAAAAGAAGAAAAAUAGAAAGAAUAAGACCAAAAUUGAGACUUUGUUGUAUUUGUGGUAAUAAAUCAAAUUAUACAAGAUGUUCGCUUUGUGGUUUAUAUUAUUGCAGUGUUAAAUGUAAUAAUUUACAUCGAGAACUGAGAUGUACAUAA